GACGGAUGUAAAAUAUUUAAUCUGUUUAAGCAUUCACUAACUAGAAUGAAUUAUUCUUUACUGAUAGUUCUCAAUUUGAGCUGCUCGAAGUGUAAUAUUAUGCAGAAAGCGUGUGUGGGAUAGUCUUGUCACAGUAUUUUGUCAUGUCUUACCAAGUUUGAAAUGGAGAAGAAUGCAACAUGAUAGGUAUUUUGAAUUAUUUACUGAACAAAAAAGUGUCAUCUACAUGUUUCAUUUAGCACAGAUCUGUUUAACAUGAACUCAACGAUAGUUGAUAACGGCUCUUGUAAGUGUAAAUAUUUGACGGAGAGCAACGAACAAAAUAAAGUUGUAAUUGUUUCAUAAACCUCAGUGAUUAUUCAAGUACUUACCGUUCCCUAUCACAAAGGUACUGGAAAUUAGAGGAAAUAGAGAGAAGCUAUUUAAGGCAUUAAAGACGACUAAACACGUUUAUCGAGUAAAGGUUUGAAGGACAAGACAAGGUUGAAUGAUUCAUCUACUUGUUAUAUCAUCUCUUGUCUAAGUCCCCCUUCCUUUCUCUCUCUCUCUCUCUCUCUCUCUGCAUAUAUGUACUCCUCAGCAUGUCUUUUAUAAAUGGAGAUAAUUUCUAACCAAAGUGAUCGAAUCAUGUGGAUGAUAGCCUGCAACAGAUGUGAUAAGGCAAUGGAAUGCGUUGAUUCUUCGUUAAAUAUGCUGAUUGAUCUGUGAACUCUAAGGGCUGGUGCUGGGUAAUUGGACUAGGAGUUACUUUUUCCGCAUUUCCGCUCAGCUUUUUCUAUAGUCUUCGUUUCUUUCUCUUUUUUUUGUAUAUGGAUAUCCCUCAGUAUAUUUUUUUUGUAGUGGAUAGAGGACAUGGAAGGUCUAACUUAGAGCUUAGAACGAACGAUGGUUAUGUUACAGUGAAUCAAACGUUUAACUCAUUGUUUGUUUUGCCUUCAUUUGAACCUCUUUAAUUAGAUGUUUCGACGUUUGGGCGGAUUUCUGAUUGUCUUUACCACAUCAACUCUUACAAUAAUCCUUACAUGGAGCUUAAGACCCAAACUUUCUCCUUCCAUAAUUCGCAACAAUCCUAGCAGGUACUUCCCAAGAACCAUCGCCGAUUUAAACGUCCUCGUCGAUUAUUUCAGUAAGUACAGGUUAGUGGUUUUUAUUGUAAAAUUAGUUUACAACAAGAAAAAGUUGGUGUUUUGUUGGAUUUCUACUGCAUGCGAUGUUGUUCCAGAUGACCAAUAUUUUGCUUCGAAUUCUUUAGUCGUCUAUUUUAGAAAAUUUAGAUAGCUUCUCUGGUAUGAUCUGUUCAGUUCACAUAGGAUGCAAAGAUAACAUGAGACCAAAUGGCAUGUGUACCCAAGACCGAUCGGUGUUUUUCAGGGAGAAACAUUUUACCUAUCUUCUAAUAUUGUUCAGCCUUGCCUACUUGUACAAACAAUCGUUUGCUAUUCCUGGAUCUUUUGCAAUGAACGUGUUAGCAGGAGCGUUGUUUGGUUGUUGGAAAGCAUUACUUCUGGUAUGCCCAUUGACCGCUGUAGGUGCCUCAUGCUGCUAUCUGCUGAGUUUAUGGUUCGCAAAACCUUUCGUCGAAUAUUUGUUCUGUGAUCGGUUACAACGGCUCAGAUAUGAAGUUGCUGAGAAUCGGUAUAGACUGUUCAGCUUUUUAUUAUGUGCUCGAUUAUUUCCACUCACGCCACACUGGUUGUUAAAUGUUUGCUUACCGCUCGUGAACAUUCCACUGAGCAACUUCGCUUUAUCCAUUUUGAUUG
Molecule: messenger RNA, 1760 nt
Organism: Loa loa (African eye worm)
Lineage: Eukaryota; Metazoa; Nematoda; Chromadorea; Rhabditida; Onchocercidae
Exons: 3
Source: RefSeq, a predicted model, not a curated record